Messenger RNA from Epinephelus moara (kelp grouper), 2419 nucleotides. RefSeq names its product ketosamine-3-kinase-like. The coding region runs from base 1119 to 2048 and encodes 309 amino acids. Lineage: Eukaryota; Metazoa; Chordata; Actinopteri; Perciformes; Serranidae. The transcript has 6 exons. The record is from RefSeq and is a predicted model, not a curated record.
UUUUGUCAUACUUUAAAUGUUUUUUAAGAAAGAAAAUCACAAUCUUAUAUGCAUUUAACUGACAUAAUAUUAUAGGCUGCGUCACUGAACCAUAUGAAUAAUAACAACUGGUAUGUGGUGGAAGAAGUAAGUAUUCAAUCUAUUUACUUAUGUGAAAUGGUUAAUAAUUUGAAGAAACAAGGGUUAGGAUAGACUUAAGGAAUAGUUAUGUAUAUGUCAAAGGGGUUAACUUUUGGAAUGGUUGUGACAGGGAAAUAAAACUGUUGACCACUCUGUAAAUUAAAAAAAUAAAAAUAAAACAAUGUAGUGCAGAAAUAAUAAAUAAAUUACAAUAAACUACCACUAUAUUAUCCUAAAAAUAAAAAGAGUCCCGUUAGAAACAAGGGUGCAGUCCUGGGAAGUGUGGGUGUGCUGUGGGCUGUCCAAAUCUACACGUCAUCCAGUCCUCAUGGUGCCAAAGGCUGACCUUCUGUAAAGUUCCAGAAAGUCUGCUUGGGGUGCAGACUACUGCCGACUUCACUGAUUUAAUAACCCACAAUUCAUUGCAAUACGGACGUGACGUUAUUAAAAAAACGACAAAAAAAAAAAAAAAAAAAAAGCAAAAUACUUUCUGCAGCCUGAUAACCUCUAUAGGCUAUAGAUGGUAAUCAAAAUGCAUUGUAUUAUUGCAGAUAUAGGUUGUGCAGUGUAAUGCCAAAUAUAUAGAAAAUGGCCGAAAAACAACAAAAGCAUAUCUUCUGAUGUAACCACAAGGCCCACCCUAUUUAUUUAGUCAUAGCAGUACUUAUAAACAUCUCUGUAUUUGGAUGUCUGCAGCCUAUAUGUUGCACAGAAAUGUAUUUCACUCACAUUAUCUGCAGGGACAGAUGCGCAGACAUAAUAUAACGGCAGCGACCACCAUGUAAAUAACUGUAAUCGUCGCUCGAACGUUUCCAUGGCAACGAGUAAAACAGCCUGGAGCGCUGCAGAUUUUACGUGAUGACGGUGAACACGUCACAGUACUGCGAGGGUAGGUCCGCAGGUCCAGAUGGUGGAGGUUUGGGUGCAGCCUGGGACACCACGCAGUUGAUAUUAGCACCACUACAGUUUCACCAGAAUUGGUUUUUGGGGAAAUAACAAUGGAAUCGAAGUUAAAGAAAGAGUUGGGGACAUCCAUGCUGGAGUCAUGUGGUCAUGCAGGAGGUGGAUACAUUUGCGAGGGUCAGAGUUAUGAUACUGACCAUGGGAGGGUGUUUGUGAAGAUAAAUUACAAGAGCGAGGCCAAAUUGAUGUUUGAUGGGGAGAUGGCCAGUUUGGAAGCCAUUUUAAAGACAGAAACUGUUAAAGUCCCCAAGCCUGUGAAGGUGAUUGAGCUUGACACAGGAGGAUGUGUGCUUGUGAUGGAACAUCUGGACAUGAGAGGUCUGAGCAAGUACUCAAAGCACCUCGGAGAGCAGCUGGCAGACAUGCAUCUUCUCAACAAGAGACAGCUGGAAAAAUUAAAUAAAGAGCAGCAGACAGUGGGAAAAGGAGCUGGACAGUCAGAUGUGGCUGUUGUUGAGAAGUUUGGCUUCAGUGUAGCUACAUGCUAUGGAUUUUUUCCACAGAACAACGAGUGGCAGGAUGACUGGGUGACAUUCUUCUCACAGCAGAGACUGCAGCACCAGCUCAACAUGGUGGAGCAAUCUUAUGGAGACAGAGAGGCCAGAGAGUUAUGGGCCAAGCUACAGCUGAAAAUGCCUCUGUUCUUCAAAGAUAUAGAGGUUGUCCCUGCUCUCCUGCAUGGAGACUUAUGGGGAGGCAACAUGGCACAGUGUGCAGACGGCCCAGUCAUCUUUGACCCAUCCUCUUUCUAUGGUCAUUCAGAAUUUGAGCUGGGUAUUGCUGGAAUGUUUGGUGGUUUCAACAGUGCUUUUUACUCUGCUUACCAUGAAAAGAUUCCUAAAGCACCAGGCUUUGCACAGAGAAACCAGCUUUACCAACUCUUUAACUAUCUAAAUCACUGGAACCACUUUGGCGAUGAAUACAGGCGCCCUUCAAUAAGUGUUAUGAAGAAACUGCUGAAAUAAUUGCACUCACAGUCACUUCCCUUGCAUCAAACUAUUGAUGUCCAGCAGACUGAAACACUACAUACACUGACAAAAUGUUGUUGUGUUUUAAUUAAUUCAUGCAAUACUUAAUAACCGCCGCUUAGUCAACAGUAAAGCCUAGGAUGAAGUGAAAUGAUUGUCCUGCAAUGCUGCAUUUGUAGCCUGGUAUGAGCACUGCAGUCAAUGUGACUGAGACCUCCAUCAUCAUGAAGAACUCUCCACCCCUCUUACUGAUUGUUUGACCUCCUGCCACAAGAAUGAACACCAGCUUCUUCUCCCAGGCUGUUGUGCACCUUGCAUCCCAGCACUCACAUGCAACUUAGUAAAAUAAACAUACAUGUAUAAACCUA